AGCGGCAAAAUCCGGCGUCAAGAAUUGGUAAUCCGCCAGGCGCCACCCCACUGGACAUCCGUAAUCACAAAUCAGAAUGAAUCAAACUAAAAGAGAGAAACGACGACACGGACACGACUCAGUUGGGUUGGGGUCGGCUUGAGCGAGUCAAUGGAGCGCGUGGGCCCACUUCUAAGCACUAUUAAUACCCACCCACGUUAUCGCACUGUCUAAGGAACCUCUAAACUACAACUCCAAGUUGCGAUUUGCGAACGAUACACACAGAAGGGAGAAUUAGAAACUUUGGAAUCGGAUUUUUUUCUUUUCUUUUCUUUUCUUUGGAAAAAAGGCGACAAAGAGAAACGGCUCUCUUUGCCUUUUGUUCUGGUUUUUUUUUUUUUUUCCUCCUUCGGUUCAUGUAAUUUGUAAUAGCCACGACUGGCACCAAUCAUUGUCGAAGACAGAUAGAUAGAUAGGGCACAAGCACACAGCCUCUCGCUUCUCGGCCCUCGAAUUCUUAGCCCUCGAUUUUGGCCCGUUUCUUCUUUUGAAUUCUUUUGAUCUUCUCUCUCUCUCUCCCUCUCUCUCCCAAUUAUUAUUCCAAUUUUUUUCCGAUUAAUUUCGGAAAUUCUUAGGGAUCUCUCUCAGUCUCUGCUUAUUUAGAGAGAUAGAAAGAGGAAACGGCUAAAUACUUUCCGUUUCUCCGCUUGGGACUGAAUCUGCUUAUUUUCCGCGCCUUUCUCUGAUUCUCACAAACUGAACCACUGCCGGCGGUUCGCCAUUUCUGGUCAAUCGAUCUGUUGCCUUGAUUUGACUCCUUCAACCGCCGCUUCGAGUGGAGGGGGGAACUUGAUUGAUAUUUGAGUUUUUUGGGAUUUCUUUUUUUUGACACACGAGAAUGUGGUGGAUGAUGGGUGAAGGUGGAGGCCAUUACUGCUCCAAGAAAUCCGAUGAUAUCUGCGGCGAAGUUUGUGAUCAGGAAUCAAAUCGAGUAUUGGGCAUGUCAAGACUCCGCUGCAUUUUUCGUGGAUAUGAUGUGAAAACAUUCCUCAUCCUUUUUGCUUUAGUUCCAACGUGCAUCUUAAUCAUCUACCUGCAUGGACAGAAGAUCUCAUACUUCCUACGGCCACUAUGGGAAUCGCCACCAAAAAAAUUCAAUAUGAUUACUCACUACUAUGAUGAGAAUGUACCUAUGGAGAACCUCUGCAAACUCCAUGGUUGGAAGGUCCGGGAGUUUCCACGACGUGUUUAUGAUGCUGUGUUGUUCAGUAAUGAGGUUGAGAUGCUCACCUUGAGAUGGAAAGAACUCUACCCCUACAUUACACAGUUCGUUCUCCUUGAGGCAAAUUCAACAUUUACUGGGAAGCCAAAGCCAUUAUACUUUGCUCGCAGUAGAGACCAGUUUAAAUUUGUGGAGCCCAGAUUGACUUAUGGCACUGUCGGAGGCAGAUUUAAGAAAGGUGAAAAUCCUUUUGUUGAGGAGGCAUUUCAACGAGUAGCACUUGAUCAGCUUCUCAAAAUUGCUGGAAUUUCUGACGAUGACUUGUUGAUAAUGUCCGAUGUCGAUGAGAUUCCGAGCAGGCACACCAUUGAUCUCUUAAGAUGGUGUGAUGACAUACCAGAUGUCCUUCAUCUUCAGCUUAGGAAUUAUCUGUAUUCUUUCGAGUUUCAUGUAGAUGACAACAGCUGGAGGGCUUCGGUCCAUAGAUACCAAUCUGGCAAGACAAGGUAUGUUCAUUAUCGCCAAUCAGAUGACCUGUUGGCAGAUUCAGGGUGGCACUGUAGCUUCUGCUUCCGUCGUAUCAACGACUUCGUUUUUAAGAUGAAAGCAUACAGCCACAAUGACAGAGUAAGGUUCUCGAGUUAUCUGAAACCCGAAAGAAUUCAGAACAUAAUCUGCAAGGGCGCUGAUUUAUUCGACAUGCUCCCUGAGGAAUACACUUUCAAAGAAAUUAUUGGAAAAAUGGGACCGGUUCCUCAUUCGUACUCAGCAGUUCACUUGCCAUCAUAUCUUCUGGAAAAUGCUGAGGAUUACAAAUUCCUUUUGCCUGGGCAUUGUGUAAGAGAGAGUGGCUAAUAUCUCUCUUAACUUUGAUAUCUAGCUUUUGAAAGUUACUUGCUCUGGAGCCUGUCUGACACCUCGUGGACCUUCCAUCCCGACAGUCAUUGGCCGGUGCGUGGCCAAGACGAUUGCCCUGAUAAAGCUAAUGUUAAUUCUUCUGGAAGUUGUAACUGCUUGACGGUUGAACUAAUUCCAUGGAUGGAAGUUAUGUGUAGAUAGAUAUCUGUUUUCUUUGAGUUGGUUUGGUUGGAGGAGUUUAUCUAUUCAAUGGGUGGGUGAAUCUUGCUGUCUCAGGAGCAGCAAAUUAGACAACCCCUGGUGCAUUGGCAUUGUAUUUUGAGGCUGUUGUGCUUUUUCCCCGUUUCUGGGAAAUUUUGUAUACACGACUAUUAUUUAUAUCAUGUAUUCAUAUCUGCAAUUGACCUGA
Messenger RNA from Momordica charantia (bitter melon), 2468 nucleotides. RefSeq lists its product as uncharacterized. Gene Ontology annotation, biological process: N-acetylglucosamine metabolic process. Gene Ontology annotation, cellular component: membrane. Lineage: Eukaryota; Viridiplantae; Streptophyta; Magnoliopsida; Cucurbitales; Cucurbitaceae. Gene Ontology annotation, molecular function: beta-1,4-mannosylglycoprotein 4-beta-N-acetylglucosaminyltransferase activity. The record is from RefSeq and is a predicted model, not a curated record.